CAUGGAUUAUUCACUCGCUCUGUUAUUUCUGGGCCUGGUGCUGAAAAAAUAAUGAGCAGGUUUGGGAGGAGAAGCCCCAGAGGUGGGGGGAGUGCAGGGGGAAAGGAUCAUACUGCUCGUGUUGUGCUCACAGCACAGUCAGUUCUAGCUCCCAAGGGUCCCCCUGCGCCCAUCCAGCUCCGUGCUGGUGUUCUGGCCACCCUGUGGCCAGUGCUCUUGUGGGGUCCACGCACACCCCACAGAGAGCUGAGGACCUGCACCCAACCUUCACUCCUGGCCAGGCUGCAUCCCUGGGUCAAAGUAGACCAGGAAGCAGCUGGGAUGGGCUUGAGGAGCAGCAGCGCAGCAACUCUGCUGAGCAAUGGGUGCGGAGAUGAAAGCCAGCUCUUCCUUUUUUCGUUUGCUGAAGGCUGCCCCAGAAAACACGACUUCCUCUUUAAGUAAUCAGUGAUCUGGAGAAAAAGCUGAAAUCUGUCUUUUGGUAUUUUUAUGGGGAUAUAAAGUUUUUCACAGGAAGCAGAAACUUGCUGUGAGAAGCAUUUACCCAUCAUGACUUGUUUUCCUUGGAAAAAGCAGGGAUUUGGAUCGGAAAGAGCCUGCAGCAUGCAGGGUUUGCUGCUUCCCGGCAUCUGCUCAGCCUGUGAGCUUCACCUCCUCUGGCAUCUGCUUCUAAAAUAUCUUGUAACAUCCUACCUUGGGCUCCUGCCAUCCCCAGCUGGGCCUGGCUUUAUUUAGAAAGAGAAGAAUGCUUUCUCCACGAAUCCCCCCUUUCAGAAAUGGGUUUUAAGGCACUUCAGUGAGCUCCCACUGCUGGGAUGAGAGCUGCCACAGUUGCUUCCAGCUGAAAGGCUGAAACUCCAGGGAUGCUUUCAGAGCCUGAAAGCACGGAUUUGGGAGGAAAUCCACGGCAGUGAGUGAUUUCAGCUGGGAAUGCAAGCUGCUGCUGCUCUUGACAGGGGACACCACAUGUGUACAAAGGAUAAAUAGGGGAUCUGGGCAUUUCCACAGGUGCUGAAGCAUUCCUGGGUAACCAAGCACCAAUAGCCACCAGGAGCGUAGCUGAUGGGCAGAACUCUUCCACCUCCCAGCUCUUUCUGGAAAGCUGCCUCCCUAGAUGAGACAUAACUCAGCCUGCAGUGGGGAGCUGCCCCUUCUCCAGACCCCAGGUGUCUUCCCCAGAAGGAUACUGCCAUGGGGACAUUUUCUAGGCUCAUUUCCACACAGAAACCACCCUCCAUCCUGCAUACUGAUCUGUGGUCAUCACCCCUUCAGAAACACGCCUAGCAGAAAACAAUGCAUUGCGGGGAUGUGUGACAAAGCAGCCUUGUCCCAAGCUCUCUGUGAAAUAAAGUGGAGAAGUUGCUGGUUCCCCAUGCACGUGGGGAUGCCAAGAGGUGGCCCCCACGGGCUCGCAGUGGGGCCAGAGCAGGUGUCCCAGCUCUAGGGCCAAAGCAAAGCAAGAGGUGCUUCCUAAAGCUACAUUUGGGAUGCAGCCCCGUGUCUGCCCUGUCGCAGGGGACACUGAUUUCCUGGGUCAGAAUCCCCACCGUCCUGGCUGUUCUUCUAUGCGGGGAGGAAGCGGCUGUUCUUCUGGCAAAGCCAGAGCACGGUGGCCUGAGGAGGGAGGAAGGGGCCCCUUGGGUGCUCUUCGGGAGCUCUCACCAUGUGCUGUGGCUCCGUUCCCAGUCUGAGCUCUCAUUUCCUAUCGGAAACGAUUGCACCCCCCUUCCUUUCAGCAGAGGAGCGAGCCUCCCAGCUCGUGAUUGUGGGUGGACUGCCAUCAGCGGGAACAGGCACAGGGAGUUUGGGAGGCAGAGAGACACAGAAAGGUAGCAAAUGAGGUUCCCUAGGACUGACAGGGUUUCGGCUGUGUGUCAUUUCACUCCCAUUUGUCCUGUAAGAACAGCACCAGCCAGACCAGCGGUCUCUUCCUCUGAUCACUGACACUCACUGCGGGCACUCAAGGCAGAUUCACUUAUUUUUGCAGCCUCUCUUCCUUCUGUUGGCAAAGCUGCCUCAUUGAGCAAGAGGGGCCUGACAGGACUUCCGCAAACAAACUUCCUCUGCGGAUCAAAGGGCAGCAGCACUGCAGCCCUUGUAGUCCACCUAAAUUUCCCAAGAGACCAGGAGCAGCAGCACAAGCCAGGCUAAGUGAGGCCUACCCCCGUCCCCGGGCCUCUGCAGGUAAUGGCAACCACGGUGACAGAAUCUGGCGGCGUGCGGAUCAUCACAGAGGUCAUCCCGGCCACAGACCCACGGGCAGCCCAGCUGGCCUCCGGCUCCAUCCAGCCCACCGUGUCUUCUUUCCAAGUCAGCGGCUUCAGGAAAGCACAGCCCAAAGUGCUGGGGACCAUUCACAUCGUCACUGGCAUCAUCCACUUGUGCUUUGGUGUCAUCCUAACCUGUGCAGAGAACAACAGCGUCCUCUCCCUUCCUGUGGCCAGCGGAGUCUUCUUUUGGCUUGGGGUUCUGCAGCUCCUGGUUUCAGGCUCUCUCCUGGUGGAAAGCGAGAAAAGAGAGAACAUCCUGCUGGUGAAAGUGUGUUGCGUGGCCAAUGCCGCCGUCAUCCUCAGCACGCUGGUGGCCAUGCUCAUACACACAGUGGCCAUCACCCACAGCAUCCCCGGCUGCAGCAGCAGCAGCAGCAUGCCGCUCCUGGUGAGGCAGGAAUGGUGCUUCAGCGCCGAGACCAAGGCCCUGAGUAACGGCUUCGACUCCAUCCUCGUCCUCUUCGGCCUGCUGGAGUUCUGCACAGCUGUGGCGGCCCUGGCCUUUGGCUGCACUGCCAUCAAGCAGUACAGUUACACACGCAUGGUGCUGUAGUGAAGCCCACAUCAUCCCUGCUGCUCCCCACAGCCGGACCGCGCCCAGCCCUAAGCAGGAGCCCCACGCACUCCUAAAAAAUCCUAAAAAACGAACCAAAAAAUCC
Molecule: messenger RNA, 2929 nt
Organism: Lagopus muta (rock ptarmigan)
Lineage: Eukaryota; Metazoa; Chordata; Aves; Galliformes; Phasianidae
Product: membrane-spanning 4-domains subfamily A member 15-like
Exons: 7
Coding region: 2188-2823 (211 amino acids)
Cellular component (GO): membrane
Source: RefSeq, a predicted model, not a curated record